AUGCAUUAUACUACUACUGCUACAAAUACUACCACUAAUAAUGAUAUUAACACUCAAGUACCAGUUGAUGAAGACAAUCCACCACCAGGAUAUGAUGAAGCUAUUGGUUUGAUACAAAACAAUUUCAUGAAUAAUGUUAACAUGGCAAUGAUGAUGAAUACAAUGGUGAAACCAGCUGUUCCUAUACCGAACACAACUUGUACACCACCACCAGCAUUACCACCACGUCGAAUUAUUAACGGAGUUGGUUUAGAAGAUAUUGAGGAUCCACAAUCAAUGACAUCGUGUAUAUCGUUAGCUGAACGUUAUGGUCUACCGGUAGCUGAAAUUUAA
This is a messenger RNA of Schistosoma mattheei, 333 nucleotides long. Lineage: Eukaryota; Metazoa; Platyhelminthes; Trematoda; Strigeidida; Schistosomatidae. The record is from the annotation of a GenBank genome assembly.